AACAGAAGCCUGGGUUCGGGAACAGCAAGCCACAUUUCCGGCAAACCUCAUCAAGCUCUCCGAGCAAGGAUUCAAAACCGAGGCCAAGGUCACUGAACAUCGUGUUCAGCGCAUUUACCAGAUAGGAGAAGAGGUCACAGAGAACCUCGCAGCGUUUCAGGAGCCAAGAAAACCACACUUUUGGCCAUCUAGCAAUCAUGGGCGAGAACAGCAAGCGAGUCCGGCAGCGAAGCCGUGAGUCUGUUACCCACGGCAAGUCUAGUCAGGUCUUGGAGGUUAAGCGUCCCAAACUUAGCACCAAUGUGCCUGUCGAUGUCAUCCAGCAACCUACCCCCCAGUCACCAAUGGGCUGGUCCAGCAUGAAGGACUUCCUCAUGACAGAGCUUAGGAGGGAGAUGGGACUUCCCCUGCACCGCCACCACUCUAAGGACAACGUCGACGAGAAGAGCGUCAACUUGGCCUGUCCCCUUUUUAUCAAAAACCCGGCAGCAUUCACUCAUGUCCGGAACUCCUGCACCGAUGGAAACAUUAAGGGUGGGAUCGGUAAAUUGAUCGAGCACAUCAAGCGAGUUCAUCUGAGAAGUGACAAGCAGUGCCAUCACUGUGGAGCCCGAUUCGGCUCAAAGCCAGCGGAAUCCAAGUCAUCACACUCGCGCAGCUGCACCAAGGUGUGGUCGCCUCACGAACCCCCAUUGCUCUCGGAAGACCAACAACGUGUUCUGGAGAGCAUUUCCGUGCGAGCAAGUGGACAAUCGCUCGACUACAAGUAUCGCCACAAGCUUCUGAUGAAGCUCUACCCCGGACAGGAGGACUGGGCGAAGAAAGUGGAGAUUUACCACGACGCUUAUUCUCCCUGUCUGUUGCCUACGCAGCUCAUGUUUGAUGCGAUGGAAAAGGCUGUGGACAGAUGGGAAAGGGGGUACGCCACACACUACGACUCUGACGGCAGCGAUGCCGACUCGGAGAGAUCCCGCGAGUACCGGAGACUCUCCGGAUCGAGCCCGAGUGCAUCCUCUACCGAUGCCUCAAGUGCCUAUCCUUCUGCGAGUUCCGGUGGAUAUAGCCGGACCGUCGGAAACGGCAACGGAUAUAGCUCGCAUCACACUUAUCACAACUCUGGCUACCAAGACCAGAGCUGGGGCAUGGACAACAUGUCUCUUGCUACAGACUCUACCCAACACGUUACAACUUCCAGAAUGACAUCCUCAUCACGCGAAUCGCGAAAGACCCGAUCAAAGAGUCGGCCCAUCGAGGCUGACUACGCGGGCAUGCAGCUCCCAACAGACUACCAGACUUACUCCCACUCUGGUACAGUGGACGACUUUGACGAACUCAACGCCGCAGGCUUUGAAGCAUUUGAGCCGGUCUUUGACGUCGUCUCAACUGUUCCAUCCGACUACCACUCUUACACCAUGGACACUGACCAAGUUCUCCCCUUCGACUACCCUACUCAAGGUCACUACUCAAAAGACACAAUCAACCCCAAGGAUAUACACAACACUCUGAUCGGAAUGGGAUCGGCGACGAUGCCGAGGUAUCUCAUGGAUAACGAAGAGGACUCUAGCAUCAUACUGCAGGAUACUCAGGAAUAUUUGGGCUUUGCUGGUCAAGCUAGGAGGUCUCAUAGAUAGGCCGGGCUUAGGUUUUGGUUACGACACUUACGACGAAAUGAUGCAUCAUGUCACGGAACUGACUAGGGUGGGCGUAAGGGCGAAAAGGGGUUCGUCUUUUACUAUGUAUGAGUGGCAAACUGGUGUUUUGCUAUCGUAAUCUCUACAUCUUUCUUCUUCAACUUCAUC
Colletotrichum godetiae is the source of this 1799-nucleotide messenger RNA. RefSeq lists its product as uncharacterized. The transcript has 3 exons. NCBI's taxonomy places the organism in Eukaryota, Fungi, Ascomycota, Sordariomycetes, Glomerellales, Glomerellaceae. Bases 198 to 1631 code for a protein of 477 amino acids. The record is from RefSeq and is a predicted model, not a curated record.